This is a messenger RNA of Blepharisma stoltei, 1518 nucleotides long. The record is from the annotation of a GenBank genome assembly. Lineage: Eukaryota; Ciliophora; Heterotrichea; Heterotrichida; Blepharismidae.
AUGGGUUGUUUGUGCUCGGCUCAUCCUGAAUUCAUUAGCUCGACUAACAUGAAGCCGAUAAGCAGAAGGACAGUUGAUAGCAUCGCUGAGAUCAUUUACUCUCCAGGCGAUUUUAUCUUCUCUAAUUCCAAAUCCUUCUACGACAUUUAUGAGACAGAUCCAGUUCCUUUAGGCGCAGGCCUUCAUGGCGAAAUUCGAAAAUGUAGGCACAAAGGGACAGAUGCCAUCAGAGCUGUCAAGAUCAUCAAGAAAGAAUGCAAAAGCGGCAUUUACCUUGAAGAUGCCAACGUCCACAGAGAAGUAGAUGUCUUCAAAGCAUUGGAUCAUCCAAACAUCCUUAGGAUGUAUGAAUUUUUCAAUAGCAAAACUGAGUACUUUUUAGUACUGGAAUACAUGGACGGUGGCGAUUUAUGUGAUAAAAUAGCAAGCGGGUUUCAUUUUUCUGAAAAAAUAAUCAGAAGCAUCAUGAGACAAAUUUUGUCAGGCGUCAGCUAUCUGCAUAAGAAAAAGUUAGUCCAUAGAGACAUAAAGCCUGAAAACAUUGUGCUGGCUAGUCAUAUAAAGGAUGACGAAAUCACAUUGAAGAUUAUUGAUUUCGAUUUAACUGCUAAAUGCCCUCAAGGGACAAGAAUGAAGCAGGUUGCUGGUACUCUAGAAUAUAUGGCUCCAGAAAUUUUUGACAGGUCCUAUAAUGAGAAGUUUGACCUGUGGAGCUGUGGGGUUAUUAUGUUUAUCCUUUUCGCUGGCUUUAAUCCCUUCCAAGGAAAAAGUGAUGCUGAAACUAUAAGGAAAAUAAGGAGAGGAAGGUUCAAUAUUGAAAGUCCUCGUUGGAUAAAUGUGUCAAACGAUGCAAAAGAUCUAAUAAGGAAAUUAUUGGAAAAAGACCCUGAGCAAAGAAUUUCUGCUGAAGAAGCUUGCGCACAUCCUUGGUUUAAGGCAGAUUGGAAAGAAAAAGAAAGUGAUGAUGACUUGUCAAACAUUUUUAAUAAGCUUAGAAAUUACCAAAGAUCAUCCAAACUAACCGAAUCCCUAAGCACUUUUAUUCUUAGCCAGGUUAUGAGUUACAAGAAUUUCAUGAAUAUCCAAUCAGCAUUCCAAUCAUUAGACCUCAACUGUGACGGUGUGAUUUCACAGUCAGAGCUCGAAAGCUUCGCAAGCUGCUUCAUCGAAAGUUCUCCAGAAGUUGCUGCCAAAGAAAUUAUGAGUCAGGUUGACACCGAUGAAAACGGGGUCAUCGACUAUUAUGAAUUUUUAAGAGCUUGCAUUGAUCCCAAAGAAAUUCUUUGCAAAGAAAAUUUACUAAAAGCACUAAGAAUGCUUGGACAUGGAGAAAAUGCACUUGUUACAUGUAGUGACUUGAAGAAGUGGCUUAAAAGUGACUCAUGCUUAAGCCAGGAGUGCACACAAGAAAUUAUAGAUGAGCUUGAUCCUGUAGGGAAAGAAUGUUUUACACCUGGAUACUGUGAAAAUCAUAGGCAGACGGCAACACAACAGAUUAGAAUUGGAUUGUUAGCAUAA